Sabethes cyaneus is the source of this 1556-nucleotide messenger RNA. RefSeq names its product gamma-1-syntrophin (gene Syn2). Gene Ontology annotation, cellular component: dystrophin-associated glycoprotein complex; intracellular anatomical structure. Gene Ontology annotation, molecular function: structural molecule activity; protein binding. The transcript is spliced from 10 exons. The record is from RefSeq and is a predicted model, not a curated record. Bases 24 to 1556 code for a protein of 510 amino acids. Lineage: Eukaryota; Metazoa; Arthropoda; Insecta; Diptera; Culicidae.
CAACCGUGCACAUUCAAGAAAAUAUGAAGAUUAACGCAAGCUCCAAGAUGGCUACCCCGAUAGAAGAGAAAGUCGAUCAGAAUUUAAAGACCCGAACUGGUAUGGUAUUGAUAAGCGAUGGCAAAAGUAAGCCGGAACUGGUCCGAAUACAUCUCUCCAUGGAAAUGAUGACCAUUCAGAAGCAGGACACGUCGACACCGGCACCCACACCGACCAGUAUUAGUCAUCCUCCAAUAGAGUCUAAGGAACGUAUGGUACAAAUCACCCGGCAAAAAGUCGGCGGUCUAGGCUUAAGCAUAAAAGGUGGAGCCGAGCACAAACUACCAAUACUGAUAUCCAGGAUUUACAAGGACCAAGCAGCGGAUGCAACCGGGCAGCUGUUCGUAGGUGAUGCUAUUAUCAAGGUCAAUGGCGAGUACAUCACCGCUUGCCCGCACGAUGAUGCCGUCAAUAUCCUCCGAAACGCAGGUGACAUCGUAGUCCUUACAGUGAAGCACUAUCGAGCGGCAACACCUUUCCUACAAAAGCAAUUGAGUCGAGAAACACCGGAAUCCGAUAACGACGCAACCUGUGCCGAACUGAAGGCGGACGAAGUCUGGAAAUCGGCAAACAAUAGCAGACCGGUUUCCAUCAGCUCAGAGCCGGAAAAUCGAUGGACUGAUUUAGUGUCGGUCCCCCUCAUGAUGGCCUACGUGACUCGCUACAUCUACGGCACGGACAAGCUGCGACCGAACGCAUUCGAGGUGCGAGGCUUGAAUGGAACAACGACCGGAAUCAUCCAUUGUGACGAGCUGGCCAUCCUGAGUCAGUGGCUUAAAUACAUCACCGACAACAUUGUCGGGCUGACCAGCCUGCAGAUGAAACUGUACAACCGCAACUUUCCGGUCGGCGAACGAAUCGAGUACAUGGGCUGGAUCAACGAGGGGGUCAUCAGCAAUCACAUUUCGUGGCAAAGCUACAAACCUCGCUUUCUGGUGCUAAAGGGCACCGAGGUGAUGCUGUUCGAUGCUCCCCCGCUGAAUGUGGCCGGUCUGCAGAAGGCAACCGUGGCGUACAAAGUGUACCAGACCAUGUUCCGAGUGGUGAAAGAGUCCGAAACGGUGGACUCGCGGCAGCACUGCUUCCUGCUGCAGAGCUCGGGUCACGAACCGCGCUAUCUAAGCGUGGAAACGCGCCAGGAGCUGCUGCGGAUCGAAAACAGCUGGAAUGCCGCCAUUGUCACCAGUGUAAUCAAGCUAGGGCGCAAAACCUUCGCCGUAUCGCACCACGGUAAGACCGGCGGCCUAACGCUCGAUUGGCAGGUCGGUUUCUCGCUAACGGAAGGUGCCGACGCCAGCGUGAUUUGGCAGUACAAGUUCUCCCAGCUGCGGGGAUCCAGUGAUGAUGGAAAAUCCAAGCUUAAACUACACUUCCAGGAUCACGAAACGCGCUCCAUCGAAACGAAGGAGCUCGAAUGUCAAGUUCUACAAAGUUUGCUAUUUUGCAUGCAUGCGUUUUUAACGGCUAAAGUUGCUUCGGUAGAUCCGGCCUUUUUGAGUUCGAUACAGCAGGCAUGA